This is a messenger RNA of Penicillium bovifimosum, 786 nucleotides long. RefSeq lists its product as uncharacterized. Bases 1 to 786 code for a protein of 261 amino acids. NCBI's taxonomy places the organism in Eukaryota, Fungi, Ascomycota, Eurotiomycetes, Eurotiales, Aspergillaceae. The record is from RefSeq and is a predicted model, not a curated record. The transcript has 2 exons.
AUGCCUCAUUACUACUAUCCUAGCAUGCCAAGUCUUGCGAAUCGUCCUAUCCCAGACUCGAAUCCAGCUGGCCAGCAUACUGUGGCUACGGGUAAUGCAAGUGGCUCCGAGGAGAAUGAACGCCCAGCACACGACAACUUUACCAUCAUGCUUAAGUGGCACUUCGUGUUGAAUUUGACCGUUGAGGGCGUCCAGUCAGUCAUCCAUGAAUGUCAUCCUGAUAUGGUCGUUGACUCGGACCCAUGGAAAGAGGUACUCCGCAAAGCAAGCCACACCAUGAGAAGCUGGAAAGUAGCCAGCCUUAAGGCUAUGAAGGCCCAUAUUGCAUCUCAAAUGCUUUCGUCCAACUCUGAAGAUCCCGAGUCCCUAGUUAACCUGACCGAUGCAAAGACUCUGAACUUCUAUCGGACAUUUAACGAAGAGGCUUUCUACACUUGUUUCAGAUGGACAUAUGAGAUCAUCGAUCUCAAGAACUCUCCGGAGGUAGGACGCAACUACCUUCGGAAUAUCUGGGCCAAUCUAGCCGCCCACAUCAAAAUUUGGACUGACCUCACCCGAGAUACUGGCGAGGGACAAUCAACGGCAGCUGAGAAAAUGGAUGAGAUUCACAAUGUCUGGUACACUUUGACAAAGCACGACCAUCUCAAAGGUGCUACGAAGGAUUUGUUCGCACCCCGCCUCCCCAAUGUUACUUCCAGGAAGCGCCGGGUCGACCACGAAGAAAGAACACGCCCUGUUGUUUACUACCAUGGAAAAUCUCAUCGCGAACAAGUUUCGGAUGCUUGA